UUAAAAAUAAAUAUACAUUUUAUCCAUUUAAUAAAUGUAAUAGCUUAUCCAAUAUUUCUUCAUGUCCAAUAACCAGAAACAAAGCAUUUACAGCACUAUUCAAUAAGAGAGCAGCUAUUCAAAGCGCUUCAAAUAUUCAUCAAUAUUUAUCAAAUAUUUCUAGGUGUCUAAAAUAUAACAAUAGCUUAUUAAAUACAUACAUAUACAAAGAAACAAAUAUUCACAUGAACAGUUUAGAAUCAGUCAAAUUAGAUUUAAAAUCAAUAUCCUCAAACGCUAUAGUUGUGAGACCGUUUAACGCUCACUCAAAAGGUCGUCCAGUAAUAUUUAUGAGAACCCAAGGUUAAAGUGAGUCGACUUGGCUCUCGGUCCCUCCCAGCUGGCCGAAAGAAUGAACUCUGAACAACUGUGAAUUGCAAUUUAGCAAGCUCUACUUAUAGGGUUUCCAUAUUUAUUUCCGUUCAAUCAGGCGCAAUCCCCAAAAGGAUAUCAAGAUACCAUUUUAUUAGGAUCUACAAGUUGCAGCUUGUUUGCAAACUAUGAAACAAGAAAUUCCGCAAUCAUCUUUAGUUCGCAGUCCUUGCUUGACAGACUUCCAAUGGGCAUGAAGCGCAGAUAAACAGCAACGGCAGGAGUCUCAAACAAUUUUAAGUAGACUGUCAAGGUCUGUCCAAUUAGUUUUCAUUUCGUUUUCAUGUUCGUGUUCGUUUUCGUGUUCGUUUGUUUGUGCUCGUUUUCAUUUUGUGUACUUUUAUUUCGUUGCCUUCGUUGCUCGAGUUUUUAAAUAUUUUGUCUUGGUGACCCGCAUUUAGCGCAAGGGCUUUUAAAGGGCUUCAUUAAAUAGCAAUUACAGCACACUCUGCUCCGCUCUCUGACACACCCACGCUCGCUCGAAUCACAGCCAGAAGCCAUAACCCAGCCCCGCAACGAUGUCGGAUCUUCAGGACCAGCAGGACACCACGAGCGGCAGUCAGAGUCAAAGUCAAAGUCAGAGCCAGAGUCAGAGCCAGAGUCAGAGUCAGAGCCAGAGCCAGAGUCAGAGUCAGUCUCAAAGUCGGUCCACGCCAUCGGAGUCGUCUGCUCCGCCAGUGACUGAGGAGCAUGAGCCGCCCAGCAGCAGCAACAGCAGCAGCACCAGCGCCGGCCUCAUCGAUGGCGAGCCGGACGGCGACGGAGCCAGGGAUAUGGAACGGGACAGGGACAGGGAGGCCCAUGGCGAGAGGAUACACAAGGAUGACUUUGGGACGCAGCGUGUGUACAAGAAGACGUCGCCGAAUUGCGUGAUCACGCUCUAUUUGCCAACGCGCGAGAUAAUACUCAGCGGCAACAAUCCAUCGGUGCUGCGUGGUAUAGUCUAUGUGGACCCGAAGGCCAUUCAAGGAUAUCGCGUUUAUGCGCAGCUAACUCUGACAUUUCGCUAUGGGCGCGAGGACGAGGAGGUGAUGGGCCUGCGUUUCUGCAACGAGGCCAUUAUGUCGCUGCAUCAGAUUUGGCCGCGCCUCGAGGAGCCCUCGCCUGAAACGCUCAGUCCACUUCAGGAGGCCCUACUGAAGCGACUGGGCGAUGGGGCUCAUCCGUUCACCUUAUCGCUGACCGCCCAGGCACCACCCAGUGUCCAGCUAGUGCCAGCCAAACGCUACUACGGAGCCCCCAUUGGCACCAGCUACGACGUACGCUGCUUCAUUGCGGACAAGACGGACGAAAAGUUCCAUCGGCGGGCCUCCGUCAAGAUGGGCGUGCGGGUCAUCUAUCGCACCGACGUCUUUCACCAGCAUACCGCUCCGGAGAACUUCGCUGCCUUUGCCGGCCAGAACUCCAACGCAUCGACCCAAUCGCCGCCGGCCAGCGCCACGCCCCCAUUGAGUAACAGCGACGGGCACGAGCCAACACCCAGCACCAGCAGUGCAGGCGGAGGAGGAGGAGGAGCCGCUGGAGGAGGAGGUACCGGUACCGGUACUGGUACUGGUGCGGGUGCGGGUGCGGGUACUGCUGCGGGUCCGGGUGCCAAGGGCGCCAAGUCCAAGUCGGAGCGCGGUGAUUCAUUUCCCAAGCUUCGACUCUCGCCCAAGGCAUUCAGGUUCAGCGGACGCUUUGGCCGCAGCAAAAGCGAAAUCGAACGGUGCCCCAACGACCCAUUCCAUUGCUACAGCAAGUCCUUCCAGGAGCACUGCGACAACACUGGCUCCGAAAUGCUGCCACCCCAUAGCAAUGCCGGCGUCACCGGCGGCAUUGGCGGCAUCAGCGUGGGACCUUGCGGCGGACCCCAGGGCGCCGUCGAUAAACCGUUUCUGCUGCACGACGGCCGCGUCGGCCUGAGGGCCAGCCUGGACAAGGGCUGGUAUACGCACGGCGAGGACGUCAAUGUCACGGUCAACAUACGCAACGAUAGCCGCAAGACGGUGCGCAAAGUGCGGGUCUGCGCCAUUCAGCACGUGGACGUCUGUAUGUUCAACAAUGGAAAGUUUAAGAACGUCGUCGCCGACUCGGAGAAUAUUUCGCCCGCCGUGGACCGCACCGUACCGCCGGGUGGCACACUGAACACCACCGUAGCGCUGCGACCUCAGCGCGGCCCCACCAAGAACUGGAUCGCACUGGAGGAUACGCUGCAGCGCAGCACCGAGCCGGAUGAGAUAACUGGCGCCAUUGCCGCCUCGGCCAUACGCUCGCCCAACUUCGUCAUGCAGGCCGCUCAGCUGCUGACCGGGCAUCCGCUGGCCAGCCCGGCCAUGGCCAUGCCCCAGCCACCGAGCUCGGCGGGCACAGCCAGUGCUGGCGGCGCUGGGAGUGGCUUGGGCGACGAUCGCAAUGUGUUUGCCAUUUACGUGUCGUACUAUGUGAAGGUGAAGCUAACACUGAGCGGCAUGGGCGGGGAGCUGUCGCUGAAGCUGCCCUUUGUGCUCGUCCAUGUGGAUGAGUCGCUGCGCCCGGGCCACACCUCGGCCACGGUGGCCGAGCUGCGCAUGGAGCGGCUCACGCUACAGGAUGUGCCAGCCGGGCGCAAGAGCGCCAAGCGUUCCUCUACCAUGAAUAAAUCCUCGAACACCUCGCCCUCAUUGGUCGAUGGUCCAUCCACGAGUGCUGCAGCCGCCGCCGCAGCGGCCGCCAGUGCCGGCGUCGACGAUAUCACCCAGCUGGACGUCAUCGAGGCGGCGGACGAGGAGUUCAACAUAUGUGUGCCCGUGCCAACUGGGCCGCCGAAGCCCAGCUCCAGCAGCCAGAAGCGGCGACUGCAGCGCAGCGAGACAUUGGCCCGAGACAUCGACGAGACCGAGGAGGAGCAGGAGGUCGAACAGCAACAGGUCGAGCAGCAUGUCGUCCAGGUCCAUUUGGAGCAACUGCGCGAGGAGGAGCGCCCGCAGCCAGCCACCGAGACGGGCGCCGUGCCAAAAACAACAAAUGUUUGAUUCUGAUUGUGGUCUCAGAUGUUUGCCAAACGAAAGAAGCCGUAGAAGGAGACUGAGGAGCAGACUGAGGAGGAAGAGAGGCAAACGUGGGCCGGACAAAGUCGAGAAAAGGUCAAUCGAAAUUGGAGGAGCGAACGGAGCGAAGAUGAAGAGCGCACUGAAGAAGAAGACGACGAAGAAGGUGUUAAUGAAGACGAAGAUGAUGAAGUAAAAGAAGAAGAAGAAGAAGAAGAAGGUAAAAGUGUAUAUUUGAUGCAAAAGCGUAAGCGAUUCAGUUUCGGUUUCAAAUGAAAAACGAUUUCACGAUUAGCAUAGAGGGUCCCCUGGUGGGCGUGGAUUUUAGAUGUGAUGGGGAUGGUGGGAUUGCUGGUGGGGUGUGGU
Molecule: messenger RNA, 3785 nt
Organism: Drosophila mojavensis
Lineage: Eukaryota; Metazoa; Arthropoda; Insecta; Diptera; Drosophilidae
Exons: 7
Coding region: 930-3404 (824 amino acids)
Biological process (GO): G protein-coupled receptor internalization; signal transduction
Cellular component (GO): cytoplasm
Molecular function (GO): G protein-coupled receptor binding
Source: RefSeq, a predicted model, not a curated record